Messenger RNA from Scedosporium apiospermum, 2226 nucleotides. Its product is annotated as R3H domain-containing protein. The coding region runs from base 1 to 2226 and encodes 741 amino acids. The record is from RefSeq and is a predicted model, not a curated record. Gene Ontology annotation, molecular function: nucleic acid binding. The transcript is spliced from 5 exons. Gene Ontology annotation, biological process: galactose metabolic process. Lineage: Eukaryota; Fungi; Ascomycota; Sordariomycetes; Microascales; Microascaceae.
AUGCCAGUCAUCGCCAACGGAGCGACCAACUAUAUGCGCCCCCGGCCCGGCUUUCCUCACCUGGGGGGGGCUACAUCCUCCAAGGCUACGGGCCAUAAUGGUGGGAACAUGGUGGACUUGGUGGGCGAUCUCGUAACUGGGAUAAGAAAUGCGACGCUGGACCCUCGAGCCCCUAGCCUUGUCGUUAAUGGAAGUGGCAGUUCCUUACCCGACAAGUUAAAGACAGCAUCUGGCGGGGACUCGAGUCCCGACGAUUCGCAAAAGGCCGAUUCAACUUCCGACCUCGGGACGAAGCCGCCGAGCCUCGAUGGCAAGAGUAUCACGUCAGGGACGACCUUUGCUCUGGACGAAAAGGAAUCAUUGCGGCCUGAUGAUAGUGCUAGUGUUAAGGCGGCAGCCGUUGAGGACGAUGACGCUUUCUCUAUCCGCGGCUCUCUUCUUGCCGGUUCUCGCAUGGGGUCCGACAUUGCUGGCCGUCGCAUUCAGCUCGAAGAACAUACCGACAGGCGUACUUCUCAGCACAAUGUGGGAGCGCCGGGUGCUGUUGUUCCUCAAGGCCCAGCAGGGCCGCCAACUCCUGCCGGCCCCAGCAUCCCCACAGAUGCGUUGAACAUUAUAUAUAGAAAGGCUCCUGAUGAAAAGCUUCUCGAGGCUAUGCAAUCUCCAAAGGACCGGAUUUUCCUUUUACGUCUCGAAAAAGACGUCAUUGAUUUCGUCCGGGAUUCGAAGGAGCCUUACAUGGACCUUCCGCCGUGCAAUUCCUUUUGUAGGAUGCUCACUCAUAAGCUGGCUGACUACUACCAUAUGACGCAUUCCUAUGAACCGAGUAUUGGCGCCGUGAGAAUCUUUAGAACCCCCUUCUGCCGUGUGCCGCAGUCCCUCGCUAGCAUCGCGGAAUCUACCUCGGCUGCCAACACUCCGCCCCCGGUGGUUAUUCCCCGUAAGAUUAUGCGACGAGAGGAUAGUGGUGAUAAGGCAGUAUCCAGUGCUGGUCCUUCGAAACCGACUUCUGAGGCUGGCAGUGAUGCCAAGGAGAAGGCCGCGCAACUAAAGGAGAAAAUGACUCAGGAAGAGCGAGAGGAGGCAUACAACCGCGCAAGAGAGCGCAUCUUUGGCAGCUCUGAAAAGAACGGCGAGUCUCCGCAAGAUAAUGAUAAUGGAGUAUCGCGAGCAAGCUCUGUUUCUGGGAAAGACAAAUCUAUUGGCGGAAGGAGAGGGAGGAACGAGAGACGUAGGCGCGAUUCAGGUAGCUUUGAAUCUCGCGCUCAGUACGCCGUCUACUACCCUCCACCCCAGCAGUCCCCAUGGGCAGCUCAGCCACAGUAUAUCCACGUCGCAACGCCUCCAUUCAACGGGCAAGUCCAACCGCCGUUCCCGAAUCAAGCCGUGCCUGUCUAUAUCCCACCUGGGCAGAGUUUCCCGACCAUGAUGCCGAAUACUGGCUACCCUCCGACUUAUACGAACAUGCCCCAGUAUCCACCUCAACCGAAUGCUCACCGCUACCCACCUCCUGGAAACACCGCUCCCGGUGUGUACGGACCUGCGGCCCCCCCGGGUCAGUCUCCGCCGACCCAGAGCUGGCAGUCCCCAUCCUUUAACCCGCCACCAGGAUCAUUUUCUCAGCGAGUAAACGUCCCUAGUGCGCCUCCGGCACCUAGCCAAAUGGGAUCAGCGUCCGUGGGCAUCCCUUAUCUCUAUGGGCAGCUUCCUGCAAACGCCAACCCUAAUGACCCGAAGAGUCAGCAUCCCAUCCCCGGGAGCUACAAUCGACACGCCUUUAACCCUAAAACGCAAUCUUUCGUUCCGAAUACCGGUAUGGCCCCCAUGCAAGGACAGAUACCGCCAUAUGCCCCUGGUGGCUCGCACCACGGGAGUCCGCAAGUGGGAUCUCCCCACCUAGCCUAUGCCGGUUCUCCGUACCAGAUCCCCAUUGCCGGCCCACCUCCCGGUCCGCAGCAGCCUUACGGCGAUGGGUAUGCUAUGGCCCGACAGGGUUCCAACAACUCGAUGAUGGCAUUUCAUCAUCCACCUCAACAUGUGCAGCACCCGCCCCCCCUUUCCCAGGUACCGCACCCGGCGAUGGCACAGCAUAUGCCGCCAAAUCAUCUCGCACAACCACCUAAUAAGCCCGCUACCGCUCCAGUUCCGUUGAUAGCAGGGCAGGCGUUCAGCCACCUUCCGCCACAUUAUGGUAACCCUUCCACAUUGCCUCAGAAGCCGACGUAA